This is a messenger RNA of Lotus japonicus, 2853 nucleotides long. Its product is annotated as zinc finger CCCH domain-containing protein 24. The transcript has 14 exons. The coding region runs from base 41 to 2665 and encodes 874 amino acids. The record is from RefSeq and is a predicted model, not a curated record. Gene Ontology annotation, biological process: RNA processing. Gene Ontology annotation, molecular function: RNA methyltransferase activity; metal ion binding. Lineage: Eukaryota; Viridiplantae; Streptophyta; Magnoliopsida; Fabales; Fabaceae.
AGAACACGAACUGUUAUCGUGCUCGCAACAACCGUUCACAAUGGCGGAGGAGGAACCUGUUCUCAUCACUGAACCCUCUUCCCCUAAAACCCUAGACCCAAUCCACGCUCACGGUUCCACCACCGAAUCGCACCAAUCGCCUCCGCAAGAUGCUCUAUCCAAUCAACCAAACGACGACGUCGCUCCGACCGAGAAGCGAAAACGAGACGACGGCGACGGUGACGGUGACGGUGACGGUGAGCGUAAGGUUCACCCGCUGUGGAAGACUAGCCUGUGCUCUUACUUCAGGAGCCAUAACGGCUCCUGCAGCCACGGCACUACCUGCCGCUUUGCGCACAGCGAGGAGGAGCUCCGCCUUCGUCCUGACAACACGUGGGAUCCGACGUCCGAGCGGGCGAAGAAGGCACAGAAGUCUGAGACUGGUGAGAAACGCGACGUUGCGGAUCGCGUGAUGAUGACUGAGGCCGUGGAUGAUGACGACGAGGACGGCGGCGAUGACGCGCUCAGAAAAUGCUUGGUGCACUUGCCGAGGAAGUGGAGCUCUGAGAAUUUCAGGAAGUUUCUCAACGAUGAGGGUGUGCCGUUUAAGUAUGCGAAGAAAAAGACUGGUAUGAUGAUCGGUUUCGUUACUUUCGAAGAUGAAGAGCAAAUGAAGAGUUCCUCAAAGGAGUUAGACGGAAAAUCUUGUGGCGCGAAAAGCUUAGAGGUUGCUGAUGUGAUUCGUCGAUCAUCUGAGAAGAAGAAUAUUGGUGUUCCUGCAUUAAAUAAGGAGAAUUCAGAAAAUGGGACAUCGGAUGCUGAAAUGAAUGAUGAUGUUGUGGCAGUUGAUGGUUCCUCAAAGAAGAGAACCGUGCGUGAUGUGGUGACUCCUCUUGCUGAUGUGCCCUAUGCUGAUCAGUUGGAGCAGAAAAAAAGCUCUCUCAUGCAGAUUCUGAAAAAACUGACUAGGAAUGUGCGCAAAGCUAUUCCAACUGGUGUUCCUCGUCCUGAGUGGAUUCUCAAGUCUAGCGAAAUAGGUGGUUUACCAUGCAAACUAGAGGGUAUUAUUGCAUCACCAAUUGUAAAUGGAUAUCGAAAUAAAUGUGAAUUUUCAGUUGGAUAUUCUCUGGAAGGCAAAGUGACAGUGGGCUUCAUGCUUGGAAACUUCAGGGAGGGUGUAACAGCAGUUGAGGAAGCAGUGGACUGCCCAAAUGUUUCUACCAUAGCUCGCAAAUAUGCUACUAUCUUUCAGGAAUUUCUGCAGCAUACUGAUUUACCAGUUUGGAACAGAUUCAAAAAUACUGGCUUUUGGCGUCAAUUGACGGUUCGAGAAGGGAGGGCAAAUGCGAAUGUUGGGGAUGCUGAAACUUUUGAUGGUAUUGCAGAGGUCAUGCUUAUGGUGCAGGUUUCUACUGCAAACUUUGAUGAUGCACAAGUAGCUGCUGAAUUUAAGAGGCUUGCUCAGGAAUUUGUAGCAGGAGCUAAUUUGCAUUGUCCAGUGUUGCCCCUUUCGGCUCUGGUUAUUCAGGAUCACGUAGGAAUAUCCAAUGUAGCUCCAGCUGAUGCACCACUGCGUUAUCUUCCCAUUUCUAAAGCAGCCGGUGAUACUGAGAUGGAUGCAAACAAUAAUGCCAUGGAUGUUAGAAUCCAUGAUUAUAUCAACAAUCUCCGGUUCUCAAUAUCUCCGACAGCAUUUUUUCAGGUCAACAGUCUUGCCGCUGAGAAGUUAUACUCACUUGCUGGAGAUUGGGCAUGCUUAGGUCCCGAUACAUUGCUAUUUGAUAUAUGCUGUGGGACAGGAACAAUUGGCCUUACGUUAGCACACCGAGUUGGUAUGGUGAUUGGAAUUGAAAUGAAUGCAUCUGCCAUAUCUGAUGCUCAUAGGAAUGCUGAGAUUAAUGGCAUAAAAAACUUUAGAUUUAUAUGUUCAAAGGCAGAGGACGUGAUGGGAUCUCUAUUAAGGGAGUACAUAAAUGUGCCCAAGGAACAAGUUGAUGAUCCCAGUAUCUCUGAAAAUGACAAUGACAUUCCUGAGGAAAUUGCUUGCCCAGAGCCUGAAAAGGGUGAAUUGGCAUCUGAUUGUCCGGAAAAUAACAGUUCAGAAGCUGUAAGUGAGGUUCAGAAGGGUAGCACUUCAGAAGGGUACAUAAAUGUGCCCAAGGAACAAGUUGAUGAUCCCAGUAUCUCUGGAAAUGGCAAUGACAUUCCUGAGGAAAUUGCUUGCCCAGAGCCUGAAAAGGGUGAAGCGGCAUCUGAUUGUCCGGAAAAUAACAGUUCAAAAGCUGGAAGUGAGGUUCAGAAGGGUAGCACUUCUGAAAAUGGAAAUACUUCCAGGAAACAGUUUAAAAAUGUUGUUGCUAUUGUUGAUCCACCACGUGCUGGACUGCAUCCAACUGUGAUUAAAGCUUUGAGGACUCAUCCAGGCCUGCGGAGGCUUGUUUACAUAUCCUGUAAUCCUGAAACUUUGGUGGCAAAUGCUAUUGAGCUUUGCACGCCUUCCCCUGCAACUAAUGAGAAAGUAAAAAAAGACAAUAGAGGAUGGAGAAACAGGAGCAUGGCAGGUCUAGCACGGCAUCGAGCCAAGUCCAUGCCCAUCUCAGAGGCCUUCCAACCAGUAAAAGCUAUGGCCGUUGAUCUUUUUCCACACACUCCACACUGUGAACUGGUUAUGCUUCUUGAGAGGUAGGUGGGUCAGAGUCUUUGUUAAAGUUUAUUUUAUUUGAGUCUCUCAAAUUCACUUUCCCUAACAUCUUUUUUGGCUGCAUUGUAAGCAGUGGAUGUUAGUGCUUUUUUAUUUAUAUCUUCCUUACUGUGAACUAAUGUUUGACGAUGACUUUCAAUAUCCAGCCGUGAUAUAAUUUUUUUUUUGCUGCA